Daldinia childiae is the source of this 501-nucleotide messenger RNA. RefSeq names its product Ubiquitin-conjugating enzyme E2-18 kDa. NCBI's taxonomy places the organism in Eukaryota, Fungi, Ascomycota, Sordariomycetes, Xylariales, Hypoxylaceae. The record is from RefSeq and is a predicted model, not a curated record. The transcript has 2 exons. The coding region runs from base 1 to 501 and encodes 166 amino acids. Gene Ontology annotation, cellular component: cytosol; endoplasmic reticulum.
AUGGCUCAAUCGACAGCCCAUCGCCGACUCCUCCAAGAGUAUAAGAUGUUAACUAACAACCCUCCUGAUGGCAUUACGGCCGGUCCAGUUAGCGAGGACGAUAUGCUUCAUUGGGAAGCCCUGAUCCAAGGCCCCGAAGGAACACCCUUCGAAGGUGGUGUCUUCCCUGCCGAACUCAAGUUCCCCAAAGACUACCCAUUAGCGCCUCCAAAGAUGACCUUUCUAGGCGAGAUCUUUCACCCCAAUAUCUACCCGAGCGGCCUAGUCUGCAUCUCUAUCCUGCACCCGCCCGGAGACGACCCAAACCACUACGAGCACGCGUCGGAGAGGUGGAGUCCGAUCCAGUCGGUCGAGAAGAUCCUGAUAUCCGUCAUGAGUAUGUUAGCGGAGCCCAACGACGAGAGCCCGGCCAACGUCGAGGCGGCUAAGAUGUGGCGAGAGAGCCGCGCGGAGUAUGAGAAGAAGGUGCGAAACGGCGUCCGACACAUGCUAGGCCUCUAG